CUAACUCCUUUUCUCACUCGCUGUGCGAGCAAGCGAGAGAGAUCUUCGUUCUCUUUAUAGGGUUUUCCCCUCGAAUUUUCACACCUCGAUCGUCCCUCCCUUUUCUUCAUUUAAUUUUCUACAAAUCUCUUUGAUUUCUUCGAUCUUUGAAGAACCUGUCAAGACCUCGAUCUCUUUCUUCGCUUUUUUGCCUAGGGUUUCUGCUCCUUAUUCAUAGAUUUUACUCUCUUUUUUUCUCGUUUUCUUAGCUUCAAUCUCUGUAAAAGAGCUGGAAUCCUUCUUCGCCACUCCUUUCGAGCAGUAGAUGGAGACAUGGCAUUUAUGGAGAUUACGAUCUUUUGAAAAUUAGAUAAUGAAGUUGAAGAUCAACAAGGCCUGCGAUCUGAACUCCAUUUCUGUCCUUCCACCACAUUCUAGGAGAGGAAACGCAAUCCCACCAGGAGCAGAUACUUCGGUUUUUGGUAAAAGCCAAGGUUCUUCACAGUUCCGAUCGUGUUCGCAACAGUCAUUUUCACAGGGCAUGUCAAUGUCUCAGAUCUCACAGAAUUCUCAAGAGGAAAUUGUGACAAGUGAACAUAGAUUUGGUUCUCAAGACAACUCAUUGAAGAGGAUUUCUUGCUUGGUGCCUGUUACUUACACGCGAGAAGAUACUUAUUGA
Messenger RNA from Magnolia sinica, 658 nucleotides. RefSeq names its product putative recombination initiation defects 3. The transcript has 3 exons. Gene Ontology annotation, cellular component: nucleus. Gene Ontology annotation, biological process: chromosome organization involved in meiotic cell cycle; meiotic DNA double-strand break formation; microsporogenesis. The record is from RefSeq and is a predicted model, not a curated record. The coding region runs from base 353 to 658 and encodes 101 amino acids. NCBI's taxonomy places the organism in Eukaryota, Viridiplantae, Streptophyta, Magnoliopsida, Magnoliales, Magnoliaceae.